Molecule: messenger RNA, 456 nt
Organism: Arachis ipaensis
Lineage: Eukaryota; Viridiplantae; Streptophyta; Magnoliopsida; Fabales; Fabaceae
Source: RefSeq, a predicted model, not a curated record
AUGAAGAUGAAGGAGCUUGAAGACCAACACUCUCUAGACGUGCAAAAGGAGCCUGAGGAUUGGCAACUCGCUCAGUUCUUGGCAGUCCUCAGGAAGUUUCAAGUUAAUAUCUCUUUUGAAAAGGGGGAAGAAACUAUGAUGCUGACCAAGGAGUGCAACGUCCUUGUGCAAAGAAAGCUGCCUCAGAAGAUGCCAAAUCCCGGAAGCUUUCUGAUUUCCUGUACUAUAGGGAUCAUUACAUUUAAGAAGGCCUUGUGUGAUCUUGGAUCAAGCAUAAACCUGAUGUCUUUCUCUGUAAUGAAUAAGCUGGGAAUUCAAGAGGUACAGCCUACUAAGAUCUCACUAGAGAUGGCAGAUAAGUCCCUGAAAAAGGCAUAUAGACUGGUGGAGAAUGUCCUUGUAAAGGUUGAAGACCUUUACCUCCCUGCAAGCUUCGUGCUACUUGACACUGGAUAG